Molecule: messenger RNA, 1898 nt
Organism: Dendroctonus ponderosae (mountain pine beetle)
Lineage: Eukaryota; Metazoa; Arthropoda; Insecta; Coleoptera; Curculionidae
Product: asparagine--tRNA ligase, cytoplasmic
Exons: 11
Coding region: 131-1789 (552 amino acids)
Biological process (GO): asparaginyl-tRNA aminoacylation
Cellular component (GO): cytoplasm
Molecular function (GO): nucleic acid binding; asparagine-tRNA ligase activity; ATP binding
Source: RefSeq, a predicted model, not a curated record
AGAGUUUCCUCAUCGACUGGCAACUGUGACGAUGUCACUGUCACCGGUAGAUUAUUUGGUAGGGAAAAAACCCCAAUUGUCCUGCUAAACUGUUUCAGUUGAAACUCAGUUUCCAACCAGUCUAAGCAAGAUGUCGGGCGGCCAAGAAAAAACAGCAAUCUACACUUCUGAGAGAUCAGGAGACGAUGCAAACGGCGACGGUUCUGAAACCAAACCGUUCAAGACCAUCCUGCAGGCGAUGCGUUCAGCAGGAAGCGAGCCUUUUCCCACCAUCUACGCGGAUGGAAAACAGGCGGGCGUGAAAUUUGAAGUGGCUGCAAAAUCGCAACUGAAAAAAAUUCAGAAGAUUUGGGUCAGGGACCGGCACAAGCAGGCGGACAAAACCAAGCAGGAUGAAGAGGACGCGGAGCGGCGGGCCAAAAAUCUGGAGGAUGCCAAAAAAAUCGUCAUUGAAGAGGACAAAAGCCUGCCAGCGGCAACGAAAAUCAGGAUUUCCAACGGGCAAAAAUACCGAGAGAAACGGGUAAAGCUCAACGGAUGGGUCCACAGGCUGCGCCGCCAGGGCAAAAACCUCAUGUUUAUCACUCUGAGAGACGGCUCUGGGUUCCUUCAGUGUAUUCUGAGCAACCAGCUUUGUAGCACCUACAACGCGCUGGUUUUGCAAACCGAGUCCACUGUUUUGCUGUUUGGCACCCUAAAGCAAGUUCCUGAAGGCAAAACAGCUCCAGGCGGCCAUGAGUUGCACGUGGACUAUUGGGAGUUGAUCGGGCUGGCGCCUCCUGGAGGAGCCGAUUCACUCCUGAACGAAGAAGCUCUGCCUGAUGUCCAGGCGGAAAACCGCCACAUAAUGAUCAGGGGAGAAAACACGUCGAAAGUGCUGCGAAUGCGGUCCGUGUUGCUGCAGGCUUUCAGGGACCAUUACUUGGAUAGGGGAUACUGCGAAGUGACCCCGCCCUCUAUUGUCCAGACGCAAGUCGAAGGCGGCUCCACCUUGUUCAAGCUGGACUAUUUCGGGGAGGAAGCCUACCUGACCCAAAGCUCGCAACUUUACCUGGAAACCUGCCUGCCUUCAAUGGGGGACGUCUAUUGCAUUGCAGAGAGCUUCAGAGCGGAACAGAGCAGAACCAGAAGACAUCUGGCCGAAUACACGCACGUUGAAGCUGAAUGUCCAUUUAUUUCCUUUAACGACUUACUCGAUCGGCUGGAGGAUCUGAUUUGCGAUGUGGUGGAUCGCGUGUUAAAGUCUCCCUAUGGGGAAAUCGUGCGCGAACUCAACCCCAACUUCCAAGUGCCCACGCGUCCGUUCAUGCGAAUGAACUACUCGGAUGCUAUUGACUACUUGAAGGAGCACAACAUCACCAAGGAGGAUGGAUCGUUUUACGAAUUUGGAGAGGAUAUUCCAGAGAUGCCUGAGCGAAAAAUGACUGACGAAAUAAACAAGCCGAUUAUGCUGUGCCGGUUUCCAGCCAACAUCAAGUCGUUCUACAUGAGCAAAUGUCCUGAGGACGUGCGGUUGACGGAAAGCGUGGACGUUUUGCUGCCCAACGUAGGCGAAAUCGUCGGGGGGUCAAUGAGGAUCUGGGACUCGGAGGAACUGCUGGAAGGUUACAAGCGUGAGGGAAUUGAUCCGGCGCCUUACUUCUGGUACACCGACCAGCGAAAAUAUGGAACGUGUCCUCAUGGAGGUUACGGCUUGGGGCUGGAACGGUUCCUCUGCUGGCUGUUGAACCGCUACCACAUUAGGGAGGUUUGUCUCUAUCCCAGAUAUUUGAACCACUGCAAGCCUUAAAGGGGUUGCGAUCCAGACCACGAGAAAGUGCAUUUUGCUUUUCAAUUUUUAUACGUAUGCUGCUUGAUUUGUAUGCUAUUUCAACCCAAUAAACAUAUGAUAUUCUAUA